AUGGUUAGUAGAAGGAGGCCACCUCAUGUGUAUUUACCAAUUUCAGCCGUUACGCACAUGACAGAUUAUAUAUCAACGUGUCAAAUAUUAAGAGCAGCUGGUAGGAUAGAUCCUGAUCCUAACAAGUGGUUACCAAACUACAAAUUGAUAGGUGUUAAACACGAUGAUUUAUUAUCCUUAGAUAAUGAAUUUAGCCCGAGAAAAAAUAUAAAAGUACGUGUAUUUGAUAUGGAUCAUUCUGUGCCAUGCUGUGGUUAUGGUUUCUACGAAUGUCGACAAAAACUAAAGAAAGAGUUUCAACAUUUAAGUGGUAAAGAUAUUGGAAUGUUAAGAAAAACAAAUGGUGUGGAAGUAACGGAGGAGGUGAUGAUACCGUUGUUUGCUUUUAUGGGCGAUACAACAGCUGUAAUUUUCAAUGAAUAUGGAAAAGAACUUUUACAAUUUCCUGUAAUUAUUGUUGAAUGUUCAUUCAUUGAUAAUGAUCUACACGGUGAAAGAGCUGCUGAUGUCAAACAUAUUAUAUGGGAUGAAUUACAACCAUUUGUUUUACAACAUCCAAAUACUAUUUUCGUAUUAAUUCACUUUUCACAACAAUACAAAUGUGAACAAAUUAAACAGUUUUUUCAAAAGUUGAAUCUACCGAAUGUUGUACCGUUUCUUUAA
This is a messenger RNA of Didymodactylos carnosus, 663 nucleotides long. The record is from the annotation of a GenBank genome assembly. NCBI's taxonomy places the organism in Eukaryota, Metazoa, Rotifera, Eurotatoria, Philodinida, Philodinidae.